Molecule: messenger RNA, 520 nt
Organism: Silurus meridionalis
Lineage: Eukaryota; Metazoa; Chordata; Actinopteri; Siluriformes; Siluridae
Gene: cart4
Product: cocaine- and amphetamine-regulated transcript 4
Exons: 3
Coding region: 83-394 (103 amino acids)
Biological process (GO): positive regulation of MAPK cascade; G protein-coupled receptor signaling pathway; cellular response to starvation
Molecular function (GO): neuropeptide hormone activity
Source: RefSeq, a predicted model, not a curated record
GUUUUGCAGGCAAGGGAUUCUGCUCGUGAAGACUUGAGGGACUUGGUCAAGAGUCUGCUCUAAACUGUUUUCCUCCAGCGGCAUGGACAGCAUCAGGACAGCGGUGUAUCUCGGCGUGUGUGUGUUAUUGCUCAGCACUGCGUGUCAGACUCACACUUCUCUGGACCACCGACUGUCCGAGGAGCAACAAGUCACCGGAGACAUGGUUGAAGCACUGCAAAAACUUCUGGAAGGAGAUGAAGAAAACCAAAUAAUACUUGAUAAAAGAGCCAGCAUCAUUCCAAGGUGUGAUGUAGGAGAGCGCUGUGCACUGAAGCAUGGACCACGCAUUGGCCGCCUGUGUGACUGCAUGAGAGGGAGUGCAUGCAACACCUUCUUCCUGCGCUGCUACUGACCCAGCCAGCAGGAAGCCCAGCUUCACCUCUUAAAACUGUUGUCUAGUUCGUAAAACAUUUAAUGUAUGUUCGAUAAAUUCACGAAUGAUAUUUAUUUUUGUUUAAUAAAAUGUCUUUAAGACCCA